AUGAGGGUCUUCAUCUGCUUUGAGGGCUCCUGUGAGCCUUUUGAUGUCCCUCCAGAUCAGACUGUGGGGGCCAUGAAGCAGAUGGUGAAGGAUUACUUUCUGGUGCAACUGUCAGAUGACAAGCAGCAGCAUCAGUACCUGGAGCUGAGCUACGGUGGUGCAGCGCUGCAGGACAGCUGGGCUCUGAGUGACGUGGGCGUCACAAGUGGAAGUGCCAUCCGAUGCCUGAUAAAGAGUGAACGCAGGCCUGUGAUGCGUGUGUUCAAUGCUGUGACAGGAGAGACAUUACCAAUCAUGGGAAGCGAGGCUCUUCUGCAUAUGUCCAUCGCUAGACUGAAAACUGUGGUGUCCAUGCAGAGUGGCCUCCCAGUCAGCACCUUCAGAUUGAGCACAGCUGCUGGUGUUCAGCUCUAUGACUGCAACCAGCUGCAGGACUACGCCACUGAAGUGGGCACUACUCUCCGUUUGGACACGUGGGAUGGGUGGGUGGAGUUCCUCCAGGCUUGCCUCCUGGGUCACAGACUGACAGUCCAGAGCCACCUAUCGGAGAAGAAGCCAGUAAUGAGGUUUCAGCUGCAGGUGGCGCUCUACAUCGCCGCCUCUUUAGGCCACCUGGAUCUGGCCGGCUGGCUGCUGGAGCGGGGGACGCAUGCUGAGGAACCAGUCGGAGUACAUCCGUACCGAGAGUGGUGCCACCAAACCGCCCACCGAGACACUGGAAAAUGUCCCAUCCACGUAGCUGCAGAGAGCAGCCAGCUCCUCAUCCUCAAACUCUUCAUCACCGAGAACCUUUUGACCUUGGCUCGUCGGGACCCUGGAAGUUGUGACCCUUUGAAAAUUGCUAUUCAGCAUGGUCACAGGGAUUGUGUGCGCUACUUAGCCAAUAAGCUGUGCUCAGUAGUAUCCCUGUCAAACAUGUCCCUGCCCAUGCGUAUCUACCUGCAGAUAAAACGCUGGGUGAGUUUGGGGCAGAGAAAGGCGGCCUCCAAUCGAUGCCACUCCAGUGCUGCCUUCAAAGCCAGGGUGGGGGAUACGUUGCUGGUAGAUGGCUUCAACCAGCCAAACAUGUCUUCUAAAUCCAGGAAAGCUGUGUCCAAACCAAGCAGAGGAAUCAAGGCCAAACCUUUGCAGCCAUUACCUCCCAUCAAAAACUCACUUUCAGUAUCGCACCUUUCCAGCCUGCAGCCUGUGAGCCCUGGUGGCUUUAAAGAGCUGCUGAAAAAGCAAAAACAAUAUGUAAAAAGUAGAGAGGAUGGCCUAUUGGAUGAAAUCUGUAAGGAUGACAGCAGCUUGUGCAAGAGCAAGUUUAUACUCCCGCCGAUCACCAGUGAAAACAUUCCCUGUGCAAAAUCUUCUCUGGAGACCUUCUCUCACCCCUGUGGCCGAACACCAAGAGAAAAUGCAUUAUACUGCUUUACUAUAGCCAGCACCUUCACAGAGAAGCCUUGGUUGAAGCAGAUGAGCAUAGCGCGGACCCUGAUCAGGAAGCGUGUCCACACCGUGGUCUAGAUACUCCAGAUCUGUCACUCAUCAGCCCAACUGCUCGUGGAUCUCCCAUCGCCAUCGGCUGCCUGAAUAACUGUGGACAACGAAGAAUCCUUCAGAGUGACAACUGAGGAGUGUAUCUCAGGCUUAGUCUCUUUAUGUCUGUAUGUGCUUAGCCAAAUCUCUACCUUUAAUUGCUUUUCACAGAAAGAGAUAGACAGAUGUUACAGGUAUAGACAAAUACAGAUUUAAAACAUGUUUUACUUGUUUACAGGAAGUGAAAGGAUUCAUUCAUGCAAUUUUGUGUUUGACAAAAGUCCUAGUAAGGACUAGCUUAGAGCUCAUACAUACUGCAUAUCUACUGCCCUCCCUCACAUACUGUAUGUGUGUAGGUGCAAACACACUUCCAAUACAUGUUGAAGAUGAGUUGGCCUUUGAGGUAUUUAAGCAAUUGUGAAACUGUGAAAGCAGUAUCAGACAACAAAUUAAAUAAUGGUGAUUAUCAGAAAACAAUGACAUUCCAUAAAUAAGGUAUUGUAAAAAUAAUCUAACCUAUAUGAACACACUGAUAUCGUUGAAAAUAGUAAUACAGAUAUGACUUUUACAUGCUGGUUUAGAGCAUGGAAUGAUAAAUGAUAUACUGUACAGAGGAUGGAUUGUAGUAUGUUAUUGUUGGCAUAAAUAAUAUAUAUUCUUGUGUAUCUUUGUUCAUUAAAGUGACAAUCAAA
This is a messenger RNA of Sebastes umbrosus (honeycomb rockfish), 2213 nucleotides long. Its product is annotated as protein ANKUB1-like. Lineage: Eukaryota; Metazoa; Chordata; Actinopteri; Perciformes; Sebastidae. The record is from RefSeq and is a predicted model, not a curated record. Gene Ontology annotation, molecular function: protein binding. The transcript has 6 exons. The coding region runs from base 1 to 1509 and encodes 502 amino acids.